AACCCCGAAAAUCCUUACUUUCAACUUUCUUCUUCAGAGAUGCAAUUUCUUUUCUUUUUACCACCCAAAGCUCCCUUUGUAUUGAUUGGUGAAGAGAGUGGGGUUUGUCUUGAUUUCAUCGAUUAUGCAGUUACCCAUAUGUCGAAACUUGUUGCUACUCAAGAAUUCAUUGGUUCCAACUUUGGCACCUUCAAAACCAACCACUACAGUUGCUGCUGCCCUCGUUUCUUCGUUUCAUUCUACGCCUGUUACAUGUGAAAAAUGGAAGAGCAAAUGGAAUUUUGAUGAAAGAAGUAAACAACAAACAACUAAGAACUACAUAAGAUAUCCUGUACAUCAAAAGCGUGCUGACACAAAGACAUCUCUAAAACUUCUUUUACACAAUAGCGGUUGCUCAAAGGUUUCAUUCCAGGAUAUCGAUAAAGAGAUAACUGAAUUGAAAAUGUUGGUAAGUACGCGAGGAAGGGUGGUGGCUACGGAGUUUUUAAAGCAGUUUCUUUAACCGAUUCGAUAUUAGUAUUAGUAUCAUAUCUGAAUGAAUAUGGGGUUCAUUGCCCACAAUUGUGAUCCCCUGUAGAUCAGUAGCCACUGAUAGGUAUACUUGAUCAAACGAAGACAAUUGUGAUCCCUGAGCUUCAUGCUAUUUCAGUGGGCUUCCUAUCAAAAUCUGACUUUCUUUCUCAUUGGGCUUAGCUUUUCUUUUUCCUAACCUUUUUAAGGGUAAACUACACCAUUCAUCACUGA
Hibiscus syriacus is the source of this 744-nucleotide messenger RNA. RefSeq lists its product as uncharacterized. The coding region runs from base 125 to 502 and encodes 125 amino acids. NCBI's taxonomy places the organism in Eukaryota, Viridiplantae, Streptophyta, Magnoliopsida, Malvales, Malvaceae. The record is from RefSeq and is a predicted model, not a curated record. The transcript has 4 exons.